This is a messenger RNA of Neopelma chrysocephalum (saffron-crested tyrant-manakin), 366 nucleotides long. RefSeq names its product keratin, type I cytoskeletal 18-like. Gene Ontology annotation, biological process: intermediate filament cytoskeleton organization. The annotation marks the transcript as partial. Gene Ontology annotation, molecular function: structural molecule activity. Lineage: Eukaryota; Metazoa; Chordata; Aves; Passeriformes; Pipridae. The transcript has 2 exons. Gene Ontology annotation, cellular component: keratin filament. The record is from RefSeq and is a predicted model, not a curated record.
AUGUCCAAUCCCACUCCCAAUCCCAUUCCCACUCCCAAUGCCAGGCUGGAGGCGGAGCUGGCCAUCCGCGUGUCCGUGGACGGCGACAUCGCGGGGCUGCGCAAGGUCCUGGACGACACGAACCUGACGCGGCUGCAGCUGGAGGGGGAGAUCGAGGCCCUGCGGGAGGAGCUGAUCCUCAUGCGCAAGGAGCACGACCAGGAGGUGCAGGGGCUGCGGGCGCAGGUGGAGGGUUCGGCGCUCACGGUCGAGGUGGACGCGCCGAGGGCGCAGGACCUGGGCAAGGUCCUGGGGGAGCUGCGGGCCCAGUAUGAUGCCCUGGCCCAGAAAAACCUGGAGGAGCUGGAGAAGCAGUGGGGGCAGCAG